This is a messenger RNA of Solanum verrucosum, 1170 nucleotides long. Its product is annotated as zinc finger protein JAGGED-like. The transcript is spliced from 5 exons. Lineage: Eukaryota; Viridiplantae; Streptophyta; Magnoliopsida; Solanales; Solanaceae. The record is from RefSeq and is a predicted model, not a curated record. Bases 204 to 974 code for a protein of 256 amino acids. Gene Ontology annotation, molecular function: DNA-binding transcription factor activity.
AUUUUAGAGAGAGAUUUGGCAGAUAUAUAGAGAGAAAACCCCACAAAACACCCUCAGCCUUUUUCUUCAUCAUCACUCAAAGUCUCAAACUCAAACUCAAACUCCAACUCCAACUAUAGCCCUCUACACAUUUCAGUCUCAAACUGAAAGUCUUUUUAAUUAUUUGGCCAAAAUUUCUUUACUCACUUCUACUACUAGUAGUCAUGAGUCCAGAAAGAAAUCCACUUGACCUCAACAAUUUACCUCAUGAAGAAUUUUGUAGAGAUGGUAAACAAGUCCUUGAAGGAGGAGGGUAUAGAAAAAAGAAAAACGGCGGUAAAGAAGAUUGUGGUAAAGUUUAUGAGUGUAGGUUUUGUUCCCUCAAAUUUUGCAAAUCACAAGCACUUGGGGGACACAUGAACCGCCACCGUCAAGAGAGGGAGACAGAAACACUAAAUCGAGCUCGUCAACUUGUCUUCAACAAUGAUAACAUAAUCCCUCCACAUCACCUUAGUUGUCCUCCAAUUCCUCAUGGAGGAGGUUAUCACCAAUCAACAAACAUUGGUGAUCCAACACUCUCAUAUAGGCCACCGCCACCACCAUCAUCACUUUAUCCAACAAGGUUAUUUUCAGGCAAUUCCACCACUACCCUCUUGCCAUCUCCACCACCACAACCACCACAUCAACCAUCAUACAUGUACGCUUCUCCACCGCGUAUGGUUUCAUUCUCUUCUCAUCAAUAUCCGGCCCAAACAAACGACUACUUCCUAGGCCAUGUCUUGUCAGGAUCCAACACACACUCGACAAGUACUACCAAUAACUUCAUGGGAUCAUCCGCUCUGGGGCCUGAUCACGGUAACAACAACAAUAAUAAUAAUAGUAAUAAUUACACUUGCAUUGGUGCACCAAUAGGGCAUGGACUUGGACUUGGCAAUAAUGGAAGUAGCUCUAGUGGGAAACAACAACAUUUGGAUCGAUUUCAAGAUGGAUUUUAGUAGUUUUUUUGUCAUUUUAUUUUGCUUUAUUUCCUUGUUCUAUGUUUAACUUUCUUUUUGUGCUAGUCUUAAUUAUCUUUUUAAUGUAGUUAUAAUUAAAGUUUUGUACACUGACAACGUAGAGAAAUUUUACACAAUGAUUAUCCGUGUAAUUUGACAGUUUAUAUAGCAGACUAUCACUCUAUCUUUCAUUACU